UGGUUCAGACGAGAUGCAAUCCGUGAGAAUCGAGUUAUCCGAUGUUGGAACGAGCAACGUAAGUGAAGUGUCCAGUUUACGUUCUCUGACUUCUUAUGGUUAUGAUGAUGAUGAAGGUGAUGAAUAUGAGUCCCAAUGGGCUGCGAUUGAGAGGCUACCAACGUCUGAACGGAUCACCACGGCUCUUUUUGAUGACAAAGUGUCGGACGGAAAAGCAGACGCUAUGGGGAAUAUCAGAAGAAAAAGACUUGUUAAUGUCACCGAACUCCGACCUGUUGAGCGGCAUUUUCUAGUGGAGAAGCUUGUGAAACACGUUCCGGAUGAUAACCUGCGUUUGUUGGAAAAACUUAGACACAGAAUUGAAAGGGUUGGGGUGCAGCUUCCUUCUGUGGAAGUGAGAUAUAAAAAUCUGAGUGUUCAAGCUGAAUGCCAGUUGGUUCAUGGCAAACCCCUUCCCACGCUCUGGAAUGCCAUGAAAGCCGCCUUUUCCGGUAUAGCCAAUCUAUUAGGCUCGAAACAAGAGGCCGAGAUAAGCAUCCUAAAAGACGUCAGCGGCAUCGUGAAACCCGGAAGGAUGACUUUAUUGCUCGGCCCUCCUGGAAGCGGCAAAAGUACAUUCUUGCUUGCGCUUGCCGGGAAAUUAAGCCAAACUCUCAAGGUUUCGGGGGAAAUAACUUACAACGGCUAUCGACUGGACGAGUUCAAUCCUCAAAAAACCUCGGCUUACAUUAGCCAAUAUGAUCUGCAUACUCCAGAGAUGACGGUGAGGGAGACGCUUGAUUUUUCUGCUCGCUUUCAGGGUAUAGGUAGCAGAGCCGAAAUCAUGAAGGAAAUCAGCCAAAGAGAGAAGCAUGCGGGGAUAGUUCCGAAUCCCGACAUAGAUGCCUACAUGAAGGCGAUAUCAGUUGAAGGUAUGGAAAGUACCCUUCAAACAGAUUAUAUUCUGAAGAUUCUUGGACUUGACAACUGUGAUAACACAAGAGUUGGUGAUGCCAUUAGAAGAGGUGUCUCAGGUGGUGAAAAAAGGAGAUUGACAACAGGAGAGAUGAUUGUUGGUCCAACAAAGGCUUUGUUCAUGGACGAAAUAUCGAAUGGCCUUGAUAGUUCUACCAGUUUCCAGGUUGUUUCCUGUCUUCAACAUUUGGUUCAUCAUACCGACGCUACCGCAUUGAUUUCACUUCUUCAACCUGCACCAGAGAUCUUCGAGCUCUUCGAUGAUGUUAUUCUGAUGGCAGAAGGGAAAGUUGUGUAUCACGGCCCUCGCACUUAUAUUUGCAAAUUCUUCGAGGAUUGCGGGUUUAGGUGCCUAGAAAGGAAAGGAAUUGCCGACUUCAUUCAGGAGGUAAUCUCUAGGAAAGACCAAGCACAGUAUUGGUACCGUAAGGAACUACCUUACAGCUAUGUUUCUGUUAAUCAAUUCAUCCAAAAGUUUAAAGAAUGUGAAAUCGGCCUGAAUCUAGAUAAGGAACUCUCGGAGCCAUUUGAAAAGACUCAAAGUGGCCGAGAUUCGCUUUCCUUUAAAAGGUAUUCGCUAAGUAAAUGGGAACUGUUUAAAGCUUGCUCGACGAGGGAAUUCCUGCUAAUGAAGAGGAAUGCUUUUCUGUAUGUGUUCAAGUCCGUACAGCUUCUCAUGAUUGGUUCAAUGACUUUGUCGGUUUUCCUACGCACUCAAAUGGCUGUUGACAUCAUCCAUGUGAAUUAUUAUGCGGGUGCUCUCUUUUUCACUAUCAUUAUACUAUUUGUUGAUGCAUUUCCGGAACUGAGCAUGACCGUAUCAAGACUCGAUGUGUUCUACAAACAGAGAGAGCUUUGCUUCUAUCCUGCAUGGGCUUACGCAAUUCCUGCAGCAAUCCUAAAAGUUCCGCUUUCGUUAAUGGAAUCCUUUUUAUUGACUGCUCUCACCUAUUAUAGCAUCGGUUACAGCCCUGAGGUCGGAAGGUUCUUUUUGCAGUUCCUUGUAUGCUUCGGUCUGCACCUAACAGGAAUGUCCAUGUUCCGUGUAAUUGCUUCAUUGUCCCAAACGAUAGUUGCUUCGACAACCGCUGGUACUCUUGUACUAUUGACGAUUACAUCCUUUGGUGGCUUCAUUGUCGCAGAACCAUCUAUGCCUUCCUGGUUAAAAUGGGGAUUUUGGCUAAAUCCUAUGUCAUAUGGGGAGAUAGGCUUGACAUUGAACGAACUUCUUGCUCCUCGGUGGGAAAAGGUUGAGUCCGGAAACACAAGCAUUGGACAACAAACCCUAGAAAGCCGUGGAUUGAACUACGAUGGCUACUUUUACUGGUUAUCCGUCUCAGUUUUGUUCGGAUUAACAGUGCUUUUCAAUGUCAUUUUUACUUUGGCUUUGACUUUCUUGAAGCCUCCAGGAAAGACUCGUGCUAUAGUUUCGUUCGAGAGAUACUCUCAACUUCAAGGACUUGAAGAAGAUAACAAAGAUGAAAGUAUACAGAAAGAAAGCAAAAUCUUCAUUGAGUCUGAAAAUAUUGCAGUAUCUACAGAAGGCAAAAUGGCUUUGCCAUUCCAGCCCCUAACGGUCGCAUUCCGGGACGUGAAGUACUAUGUGAAUGUCCCUGUGGGUUUUAAGCACAAAAGGGUGCAGCUUCUGUCGGACAUUACGGGAGCAUUCCAGCCUGGCAUUUUGACAGCAUUGAUGGGUGUCAGUGGAGCAGGUAAAACAACUCUUAUGGAUGUUCUUUCCGGAAGGAAAACCGGGGGUACCAUCGAAGGAGAGAUUAGAAUUGGUGGGUACCUCAAGGUUCAAAAUGCAUUUGCCAGAGUAUCAGGCUACUGUGAGCAAACUGAUAUACAUUCUCCCCAUCUCACCGUCGAGGAAUCGCUGAUGUAUUCCGCUUGGUUGCGUCUUCCAUCUUAUAUCGAUUCGAAAACUAAAGAUAACUUCAUAAAUGAAGUACUUGAAACCAUAGAGCUCGAAGAAAUCAAAGAUUCGAUAGUAGGCAUAGCUGGAGUCAAUGGGUUGUCUACCGAGCAGCGUAAGAGGCUGACUAUAGCUGUAGAGCUCGUUGCCAAUCCAUCCAUCAUGUUUAUGGAUGAACCAACUUCGGGUCUAGAUGCAAAAGCAGCAGCAAUUGUUAUGAGAGCGGUGAAGAACGUAGUCGAAACCGGAAGAACCGUUGUUUGCACCAUCCACCAACCUAGCAUUCACAUAUUCGAGGCAUUCGACGAGUUGAUCUUAAUGAAAACCGGAGGGAGCAUUAUCUACUCUGGACCGCUCGGUCAGCAGUCCAGUCGAGUUAUUGAGUACUUUCAGAACAUCCCUGGAGUGCCGAAGAUUAAAGACGAUUAUAAUCCAGCGACAUGGAUGUUGGAAAUUACUUCUCAAUCUGCAGAGGCUCAAACUGACGUAGAUUUUGCUGAUAUUUAUAAGAGAUCCUCUUUGUUUCGGGAAAAUCUAGAGUUGGUUAAGCAAUUGAGUUCACCUCCUCCUGAUUCAAAAGAACUGCGGUUUCCGAAUCGAUUCCCUCAGAAUGGUUGGGAGCAGUUCAAAGCAUGCCUGUGGAAACAGCACUUGUCAUAUUGGAGAAGUCCUUCGUAUAAUUUGACACGUUUUUUUUCCUACUCUGUCUCGUGUGUUAUCUUCGGCAUACUGUUCUGGCAGCGAGGGGACAAAAUAGAAAACCAACAGGACCUGUUUAAUGCACUUGGUGUGAUGUAUGCAGCCAUAUUCUUCUUCGGCAUAAACAGUAUCUCAUCGGUUUUACCAUUCGUUUCGAUCCAGAGAUCAGUUAUGUACCGGGAAAUGUUUGCAGGAAUGUACACUCCGUGGGCGUACUCAUUUGCACAGGUCAUAAUUGAGAUCCCAUACAUGCUUACUUCGGCGCUUCUAUACGUGAUCGUCACAUAUCCGAUGAUUGGUUAUUACUGGUCAGCCAAUAAAGUAUUGUGGUCAUUUUACACCAUAUGGUGUUCAGUGCUAUGCUUCACCUACUUAGGAAUGAUGAUAGUUUCAAUAACACCCAAUGUUCAAGUGGCUUUCAUUGUGAGCUCAUUUGCUACCUCCACCAUGAAUUUGUUCUCCGGGUAUUAUCUUCCAGUACCGAAAAUGCCGUGCUGGUGGGUCUGGCUAUGCUACUUAUCCCCCACGUCUUGGUUGCUGAAUGCCAUAUUCAUGUCGCAGUAUGGAGAUAUUGAUAAAGAAAUACAGGCUUUAGGAGAAACCAUGACGGUUUCAGCUUUCAUAGAAGAUUAUUUUGGUUAUCAUCAUAAGUAUCUAGGUUCGGUUGCCGUUGUUCUCAUCAUCUUCCCCGUUGCAUUGGCUUCUCUUUUCGCCUUUUUUACUGGAAAAUUGAAUUUCCAAAGGAGGUAGAGACAGAUCUGUCUCUGUUGCUUAUAUAUCUGUAUAAAUCACUCCCUGGUAUACCAAUAA
Molecule: messenger RNA, 4381 nt
Organism: Hibiscus syriacus
Lineage: Eukaryota; Viridiplantae; Streptophyta; Magnoliopsida; Malvales; Malvaceae
Product: pleiotropic drug resistance protein 3-like
Exons: 24
Coding region: 14-4321 (1435 amino acids)
Cellular component (GO): membrane
Molecular function (GO): ABC-type transporter activity; ATP hydrolysis activity; ATP binding
Source: RefSeq, a predicted model, not a curated record